CCGCGUCCUACUCCUCGCAGCCGGCCCUAGGAGAGAGCAAGACUGGUGGCGUAGACUACAUCAACAUGCUCAAGUUCUAUUCCGAGACUGGGGUGCUCCUGUAUUCUAUUGUCAUCCCCUACACGCAGCGGCUGUUCGUGGCGACGGGCUGCCAGGUGCACAUCGCGUGGGUGUCGCGACGCAUCGCGUCGCUGCAGCUCAUGUGCCGGCUGCGCAUCCACAGCCAGCUGCGCGGCGGCGAGGCGCAGGUGGCGGCCCUGCCGCUGCCGCCGCGCAUCAAGGCGCUCAUCGCCAACCUCUUUGCUCAAACCAUCCGGUGUUGUGUUCCCGAGUCAUCAGCUCUGCGCGAGUUUGUGUCCCGGCCUCCGGCAGGCAGCGUGCGCCUGCACUGCACGAUGAUCAGGCACGACGACGACACGAACCUCAGCUCUGGAACGUGCUAUACAUUGUACCUGGAAUACCUGGGAGGCCUCGUGCCUCUGCUGAAGGGGAAGAGGACCAGCAAGAUCCGGCCCGAGUUCGUCAUCUUUGACCCUCAGAUUGAC
Molecule: messenger RNA, 545 nt
Organism: Gryllus bimaculatus (two-spotted cricket)
Lineage: Eukaryota; Metazoa; Arthropoda; Insecta; Orthoptera; Gryllidae
Source: the annotation of a GenBank genome assembly